AUUCAAAAAAGCACUAUUUCACAUGCAAUAUAAAUUUUUAAUAAUUUAUUUUAAAAAACAUCAAAAAAAUUGUGUUAAUAUUUGUUAUUAGACACACUAAAUUCCUAUUUAGGUAAUAAAUAAAUAAUUUUAUUUGGUAAUAAACACAUGGUUUGACACUGUUUUAACCAACAUAACCUCAACAUUGUUAAAACUAUAAAGAAUAAAAUAAUGACUGUAAUGAGUGAUAACGGGGAUAUUAGUGAUUCUAGUUACGAAGAUAUUACAGAAGAAGAAGAAAAUUUAAGUGAAAAUGAAGAAGCAGGAAAUGCAGCAUGGGCGAAUUCAAUAGCAAAGAUAUUAAAAUCUGGAAAACCAAAAAAGAAAAAGACCUUGGUACUAUCUAAAGCAAAGAAAUUAAAUGAUGAAAAACCAAGAAACACAAAUACUGUUAAAUUUGAAGUACAAGGAGAAGAUGGAGAAAUUAAAAAGGAAAUUAUAGAAACAGAAUCUAAAGUUGAUUCUAUAGUUAAAAAGAAAAAGAUUCAGUCGACAUUAAGGGUUAAACCAAACAUAUUAGAAAAAGAUCGUGAGAGAACUCUAUCUAGAAUUGCAACUAAGGGUGUGGUACAAUUAUUUAAUGCAGUUAAAACCCAACAAAAAGAUAUUGACACACAAUUAAAGGAAGCUGGACCAUUAGAAGUUAAAAGAGAUAAAGUGUUGAAAAGGGUUGAUAAGAGAUCAUUUUUAGACAUGUUAAUGGGUGAAAAUAACACAGAGAGUGGAAAAAAUACCACUUUAGAACAACCAAAAGUGGAAAAUGAUGGUACUUGGAACGUUUUACGUGAUGAUUUUAUGAUGAAAGCUAAAAUGAAAGAUUGGGAUAAAGAAAUAGAACAGAAUAUGGAAAUUGAACAAGAAUCUGAUUAAAUAAAUUUCUGUUUAUUA
This is a messenger RNA of Onthophagus taurus, 927 nucleotides long. Its product is annotated as RRP15-like protein. Lineage: Eukaryota; Metazoa; Arthropoda; Insecta; Coleoptera; Scarabaeidae. The record is from RefSeq and is a predicted model, not a curated record. Gene Ontology annotation, cellular component: preribosome, large subunit precursor. Gene Ontology annotation, biological process: maturation of 5.8S rRNA; maturation of LSU-rRNA.